AUGGUCAACUUCUCCCAGAAUAAGGAGGAACAAGACCCUCGAGCUGCAGCAUCAGUAGAUGACUUCGACAUGCAGGACCAGGACCUGAACGUGUUCCUGUACACGGGUGACGGGAAGUUCGAGGGCCCGCCAUUAAAUGACAAGCAGGUGCUCGAAGCUUCCUUCUUCGGUGCCUCCUACGUGGCGGUACCCCUACAGGAGGCCAGGAGCUCAACAGAGAUCAGUCUACGCCUUAAAACACACCGAGCUGAUGCACUCCUGCUUCUGGCUGCGGGCAACACCGAUUACUGUCUGGUGGUGCUGGAAGGAGGAGCUCUUAGGGUGCGCAUCAACCUGGGGGCGGGCGAGUCGGAGUUGUCAUCACCGCCUCGCUUACGGCUCGAUGAUCUCUUCUGGCACGAAGUCAAGAUCACCCGCAACACCGCCGAGAUGACCCUCAGCAUUGACAAUAUCCAUACCACAAGCAUCACCUUGCCUGGGAGGUUCCACGAGCUCAACAUCCACUACGGUGUGUUCCUAGGAGGUAUGGGGGACUUUACCGAGGUAUUUCUUGGCCUCCUCGACGACUUCCGCGGCUGUAUGGACCAGGUAAUGUACAACGGGCUUGAGAUCCUCCGGGAGGUGCAGGAGGACCCCACGUCGUCUGAGGUGUACGGCCUGGAGUGGGAAUGUUCUGAAGAGUUUGAUGCCUCCUCAGACGUGGCCAUCAGCUUUAUCAAACCAGGAGCAUACGUGGCCUUCCAGGACUCAUACCCUAGGACUGGAGGAUCAAUUAAAAUGGAGAUUAAGACACAGUCACAACACGCCCUCCUGCUCUACAACACUGGCCCUCCCUCUAGAUCAGAUUUUAUCGCACUAGAGAUCUACGAGGGGCACCUGAGGCUCAUCCUCGAUAAGGGCAACGGAGCUGUGGGCCUCAACAGCUCCAUCAAUAUUAGCGAUGGCGUUUGGCACAAGGUGGAGGCGCACUUCAAGCCCACCUACAUGGAGCUGAACGUAGACGACCACAUAGAGGAUCAACCAACCCAUGUCGGAGAGAAGAAGUUUUUUGACCUCUCGGGUUACCUCUUCAUCGGUGGGGUCGAGGUUAAUAAACAAGCCAGAGCGGUCAAUCAGGGGGCAAAAAAUGGUGACAAAAGCCUUGAGGGGUGUAUCCAGAACGUGAGUGUCGGGGAGACGAGCCUGAGUAUUCGCGACGCCCAAGUAACGCAGGGCAUCAAGGCUGAGUGCCACUGGGCGUACCCAUGUCUCAAGAACCCCUGUGUGGACGGCAGCCGCUGCCUGCAGGAGGGGCCUCUCUGUGUCCGUCAGGGGAACUUCACCACCGCCUACAAAGUCUUCACCAAGACCACACUGCCCUUUGAUCUUGAGGUGCUGAGUUUAACGCCUAUGGAAGUACAGGAGGGAGGACAGGCGCUCGUCACCGCUGACCACCUACGUCUCGUGCUAGACUAUGAGAAAUAUGGUGUGCGGGAGUCUGGUGUGUUGUUCCACGUGAUCACUCGUCCCUCACGUGGUCGCCUCGAUGUGCACAUCUGGAGGCGACCUGAGGACACUAUCUUCACCCUGCUUGAUCUGAACAACGACCGGGUGACUUAUAUUCAUGAUGGCUCCGAGACCACCGAGGACUCUAUUGUCCUCGAACUGGAGUUGGUGACCCGCACUGGGUACAUCCUUCCCUCUUACCUUCAGUCACGUCACCGUUUCGUAUUACCUGUGCGAGUCAUUGCCCAAAACGACCCACCUUCACUGCAGCUGCCCCCAGGAAAGGUAAUCAGACUGGCUGCCGGUACCACCAAGACUCUUACACCUGAUAUCAUCAAUAUUAUCGACAGUGACAGUCCCUCUAACAAACUCAGAAUAACUGUGCUUAACCUGAAGGAUCGUGAGAAUGGUUACAUCCAGAACUCUCAGUCUCCUGGUGUACCCAUCCACUCUUUCACCCAGGACCAACUCGACAGAGGUGUCAUUUCAUAUGUUCAUCAUGGUGAACCCAACACCAAGAUUGCCCUUAAGGUAUCGGACAGCAUUGAAACUGGAGAGCCGACCAUCCUGAGAGUUGCUGCCUUUGAUUUGCAGGUGUACUUGGUCAACAACACAGGGCUGAGUAUUACACAUGGCAGCUGGGCACUGAUAACAACCAUGAAUCUUUCUUAUACCACAAAUGCUCCAGAACAGGACCUUGAAAUCCAGUUCGACAUCACGGGUUUGCCUCGUUAUGGUGCCAUCCAAAGAUUACGCAGCAAUGACCGCUGGCAGAAUGUGAACCAGUUUAGCAGUCGACACCUGGAGAAGGACAAGAUCCGCUACAAACACAUUUCCAAAGAACCAAAAGAAGAUGAGUUUAGAUUUAAGAUAUAUACUGGUCAGCAUAAAUUUACGACGGAGUAUACAUUUGGGAUUUCUUUUGUAUCUGUCACAGUUGAUGUCAUCAGGAAUGCAGAAUUGCUUAUAGAUAGAAUCCAGGAAAGUUUCAUAUCUGAAGGUUUUCUACAAAGUGAGACCAGGCCAGACCCAACCCCUAGCAAAAAUAUAAUGUAUAAGAUAAAAACGCCUCCAUUGUAUGGUUCUAUCUUCUUAAGUUCAGGAGACUUAACGCAGCAUAAACAGUUGGAGAAAGGUUCCACUUUCAGCCAGGAAGAUAUAUCCAAAGGUAGAAUUAAGUACAAGCUUCAUCGUAAGAGCUAUUCAAAUCUCCAGGACUCCUUUCAAUUUCAAGUUUCCAGUAACGGCCACUCCAGCAGUGUUCACUCUUUCAGUAUAAGACACACACCACCUCCAGUUGAUGCCAAUCUCGUAGUGGAACGUUUAGAUGUCCAGGAAGGUUCUAAAGAAAAAAUUACUGAAAAGUAUUUGAACAUAGAUGUUCGAGAAAUCAAAGAUAUUGUUUUUAAUGUUACAAUGUCCCCCAAGCAUGGCUCACUUAACGUAAUCGAUGAGUCAAUGAUUCUCCCAGACAGAAUAAACACGACAUUUUUUACCUCCCAGGAAAUAAAAUCUGGAUCAUUAUUUUACCAACAUGAUGAUUCAGAAACAACAAACGAUCGUUUCCAAUUUGUAGCUUUGGCUGAAGAUCCAGAAGUUGACUUCCAGUACGUAGGUACUAUGCACUUCCGGAUUAACAUGAUUAAUGAUAACCAUCCUGUCAGGGUUAUGGAGAAGGUACUUAAUGUCGUUACUCAAAGUGAAAGAGUAGUAACUUCCAAUGAUCUGUUAUAUAUUGACCCAGACAUCGAUACUCCACCAACACAAAUCCAGUACACAAGGCGAAAAAUUUCAAAUGGAGACUUCUUUCAUGUGGAGGACAGAUCUGAACCUGUGUACUUAUUUACGCAAGAAGAUAUUGACCAAAGACGAAUUGUGUUUCGUCACAAUGGUCCAUCUUACAGUAAAGCUGUAAUUUCCGUCACAGAUGGACAUUUAUCCUCCACGAGUAUUCUGGAAAUUGUUGCCUCUGAACCCUUCAUUGAAAUUGUUAAUAACAGUGGCAUAAUUGUCCCUCGAGGCCAGGAAGCCAUCAUAUCCAGCUAUAAUCUUAGCGUGGAGACCAACAUGAAUGCCUGGGGAACAGCUAUCAUCUUCCAUGUUGCCAGUCCACCUCGCUAUGGCCACUUGGUGAUGCAGGGCCAGGAUGGCGCCAAGCAUCAGUUCUCAGAGGCCGAUCUCCAAAGUGGAAACUUAAAAUAUGUUAAUAAAGGAGAUCCAAGUUUCAGGGACGAGUUUCGCUUCCAGGCGAGGAUCGGUGAUACAACAACAGAUGGGAUCUUUGAAGUGAAGGUGUACCCGGAGAGCUACUGGGAGCCUCUAGUGGUGCUGAACAACGCCACAGUCAAGGUAGAGGAAGGCUCGAGAGUCACCAUUGACCAGGCUGCCCUCAAGAUCAUGCAUCCCAACAUAGCUCCAUCAGAUAUUACAUACGUCAUCGUCCAACGCCCUCAGAAUGGCUACCUGGAGGUCGACCUUGGACAAACUACUACUUCCGAGUACGAGGACGAUGCUAGUCGCCUCAGACCUGAGGUAAGCGUUUUCGACCAGGCGCUCAUCAAUGAGGGUCGAGUCCAGUAUGUAGAGGUGGGCACCAACGUCACAAAUGAUCAUUUCGUCUUCGAUGUUACCAACGGCAUCUCCAGUCUCUCCCACCUCAUCUUUACUAUACAGGUAAUCCCUAAGACAAUUUACCUGUCGACUGGGUUGCUGGAGGUGGACGAGGGAUCGCAGACGAUAGUGACCGCCUCCGUAGUGACGGUGUUGACUGAAUAUUACACGGACAAAAUUGCCCAAUACCUUGUGGCGGUUCAGCCGGUGACAGGGCAGCUGGAGCUAUCAACCAGACCCCGUCAGAGGGUGGAGGCGUUCACACCAUUGCAGUUGGAGCAGGGGCUUAUAUCGUACGUGCACGACGGAUCUGAGCGCCUGCAAGAUGCCUUCAGUCUGGUGGCAGUAUCUGGGGUACGUCAGAGCUCCCCGGCCCAAGUCAAUGUCUCUGUGCAUGGACUCAACGAUGAGGCGCCCUUCGUCAUCAAUAACACCGGCCUCACUAUUUGGGAGGGCAGCACCAUCAGCAUCUCCUCCUCCAACCUGGCUGUAGUGGACCCUGACACUUCCCCAGCAAAUUUAAGUAUCACUGUGGCCACUCCAGACUCUGGGUUCCUGGCCCUCUCACCCAACCUCACCCAUCCAGUAUCAUCCUUCUCCCAGACAGAUGUGAAUGAUGGCCGUAUCUUUUUCGUCCAUACAGGUGGUUUGUCUGGGAUGUUCCGAUGGGAGGCAAGUGAUCAAGUGCACGAGACGGGGUCACACGUGUUCACCAUUACAGCAAAGGAGCUUCAUCUGUCUUUGCGCCACAACAAGGAAUUAUGGGUGUUUCCCAUGAUGCAGCAACCUAUCACCCCUGCCGUUUUACUCACUCUGACUAAUGACCAUGAUCCUCACCACUCAGUACUCUACAUUGUACGUAAACCUCCAUCACUAGGCCAGUUGCUUCUAGAGGAGACAGGAGGAGUCCGAAUACCUGUAGAAAACUUCACUCAGCGGCACAUAAAUGAAUCGCGUGUCUUAUAUGAGCACACCAGACCAUUUGCAGAACUUUCUGCCAGCGAAAUGUUCAUGUUUGAUGUGGAGACGCCAUUUGCUGAGCCACUCAAGAACCAGGAAUUCCAUGUGGAAGUGUCUGUGGCUAGUCCUGGAGGGGGUGGUCUGGAACGGUACCUAGGGCUGGCACCACUAGUGGUGGCCGAGGGAGGUCAGGCCACUGUGCGCCCUGAUAACCUAAAUCUCUCUGCUGUGUUGGAGUUUAUCGAGGGUUAUCCUGGCGCCGGCAGUAUCGAUCGGCCCUCACCAAAACUUGUGACUACUGUGACCAAUGUCCCAACUCAUGGGGUGUUGACACUGCGCAAGAGAAACCUGACGGAAGGUUAUACCUUCACAGCCCGUGAUAUUGAGAGAGGUCGUGUACAAUACGACCAUGACCAUAGUGACACUCUGUCAGAUUCUUUAGGAUUUACAGUUGCCUUGGCUGGUAAUGGAUCCUCACCUGAUGUGCUCUUGUUCAAUGGUUCCCUAAACGUUAGUGUAACUCCGGUUAAUGAUCAGCCAUUCAAGUUGGUAACAGAGGGACCUGUCCUGCAAGUCGUGCACCGGCAAAAUGCAGUCAUCACAAACGACAGCCUUUUGACCACUGACCCUGAUAACAUGCCACAUGAAAUAAUAUAUGAGUUGAUGAGUGCACCUGACCAUGGACGCCUCAUCCUAGCAGACAAUUACAGUGUAGCUGUUCAGUCAUUCUCCCAGCUUGAUGUAAAUGCAGGCCGCAUUUUGUAUGCCCAUGAUGGUACCAACGGUUCAGCCAGAUUCUACUUCAAAGUGUCUGAUGGAAAGCACAUGCCCAAAUAUACAGUAUUUACAAUUGAGAUUGAGCCUCUGACACUUGAAUUAGUUAAUCACACCGUUAUCCCUCUACACCAGGCUACUACAGUUGCCUAUCUAUCACCACAACACCUUGCUGCCAUAACUAAUGGUAACAAAAACCAUAUUUUUUACAAUAUAACUAGAUCGCCCAGGUUUGGUAAAUUAUACAUGAAUGAUCAAGUGGUACACACUUUUGGACAGGUGAAUGUAGAUAAAGGUGAUGUACUUUAUAUGCAGAUGAAGCUGAGUGAACCCGCUGAUAAUUUCCGGGUAGAUAUUUGGACAUGGGAAGCUUCAGUGCAAGAUGUGGAGGUUCGUGUAGUAGUUUUACCAUUGGUGGAUUCUAAACCAUUAACAGCAGCAGUGGGUGGUCGCACACGCCUAUCCCUGGAACACCUUGAUGCUUCAGAGCUUGCCAUGACCACAGGAAGUAACCCAGUAUACAAGGUCAAGAGACGACCUCGUUUCGGUAGAAUUAAGAAGGUGAGCCGACGAAUGCGGAGAUCAGGUCGCUCACAUGAAGUGCAUCAAUUUACUCAUGAAGAGAUUAGGGCAGGUUUAAUAUAUUAUGUCGCCAGAAAUCUCAAUUUAAAAGCUGAUGAACCUUUGCACGAUGCACUUCAUUAUGUGCUUCAGGUGCCUGCACCUGGGGUCCAACCUGCUGAAGGCACCUUGCAUCUCACAUUGGUAGAGGCUGGCACAGUUUUGGAUAAGGGUGCCGAACCUCCGAGGCAUCUGCGACCAGACCUCCAUCCAACUUCUAUCCGUGGCAGCUCAGAACCCAAUUCUCCAAGCAGUGGAAACUCUGGUUUGUUCCUGGGUAUUCCUGAAGAUUAUGUAAUGAUGGUAUUAGCAGCAGUUGUUGCUGUAGUAGCAAUCAUUGCUGUGAUCAUUGUGGUGCGUUGUGCUACAAGACGUCGACACUCAAAAAGAAAUGAUGUGGGAAUGGAUGCUGAUGUAGCAUCUUUACCACCGCCACUACCAUCAGAUUCUAGGCCAAACUCGUUUAUGACUGACGACCUAUCAGAACUCGAGUGCCGACCCCCAGAGCUGCCGUCGUCUCCCAGGCCUGGGAGGCACCACCUCCACCCUCACCUCCACCACAAUGGUGGUGGAGGUGGUGGGUUGGGUUUGGCUGCUCAUCUCACUGACUCUGAGGCCUCGUGGCCUCACGACGCCUCCCGUGAGGUGUCACCAGCAGUGCCUCAGUGCAAGGUGACGCCCCUAUGCACAGACACAGCGACACGUGACCCUCCUUACGACCCACACCUGGCUGGCUAUCCCUACGGUGUGGACACUCAACAGGCAGAGGAGUGGGGGCUUUAUGAGAAGCAUCAGCCCAGGACAACCAACCCCAUGCUCAGGAAGAACCAGUACUGGGUAUAGAACAAAGCAAGGUGGGCAAACCACCAAAAAUGUAAUUCAUAGCACAACAUGAAGCAAUCUUUUUUUUUUACUGUUUAAUGAAGCUAUAAUAGCUAUAGAACCAAUAGCAGAGUAUGACCCACAACAGUAAAAAUGCUAGAGAAAAUUUAAUGCAAAACUGAACCACCGCAUUAGUGCUAUAAACACUUCUUAUAUCUCAAACACCAAAACAGUGCAGUCUCCAUUGGUUAGUACUGUAAUUGAUUUUACAAGAGUUUUGAAAGUCUACUAAAAUCUCCAUUGAGAAACUGUUUGGCAGUGGACAUCCUAACAAUUGUUUCAAGUAACAUUUCUUAGGUGAUAUAUUUCACUUUGCCACAAUUGUACUAAUUGAAAAACUGUUUCUGGACAUCACAAUAUAUGUGACUAAGAAACUGAAAUGCAUUUUUCAGUGCCAAAAGUCUGUGAAUGCUGAGAAGUUUUUGAAAACAAAAAAAGUGUUAGAAAUGGAAAAAUUAACCUGUGAAAAAAUCAAAGCAAGUUACAAUAUGGACAAUUUAUAUACUGUAUGCAACUCAGAGGUAUUACUCAAAAGGGUAAAUUACAAGGACAGUGUGGAUUUUUUUUUAUGAAAUCCCUGAUGUUGCUUUGCUCAGGAAAUAUUUAAACUUUGAUUCUUAGGAAGCCGCUCAGAAGCACAAAGUCUGCGCAUAAUUUGAUGAAGAACUGUGAAAAUUUGAUCUGCAGUGAUUUCAAACUAAAGAGUGUGCAGACCUUGAGCCAGAGUCUGUGCACACUGAACCAAUAGUCAUGUAGCCUUAGAGUUCUUGUGCCCCAGGUUGCUACAAAGAGCUUGAACUUAUAUAAAUAAUAAGAUGUAUGACGGAGUUAAGAGACACACAGAGGAUUAGUGUGUCCAUCUUUGGCAUUUACUGAGCUCUGCUUCAAUAAGUUCGGCCUUUUAACUCCAGAUGGAAAUGCCAUACCAUGUUCGUCUAGAUUUGUUGAGUCUUCUCUUAAAAUGGAGCUAUGCAGCCUGUAUUUCCUAUGAGGUCUUGCAGUACACCAUUUCAAAAGUUGAACAUUUCAUAGAUGCCCAAAAGUACUGUAAGAGUCAUGAUAUAUUUUGAUUGUGAUUAUCCCAUCAAGUGCAUUACAGGUAGGAGUUUCGUUGAAGCUUUUUAGGGAUCUAAUAAUACACUGUUUACUGUAACCCUUUGGAAAAUUAUAAAAUGGUGAUUUUUUUUAAUAAUCAUAAAUAUUGU
Molecule: messenger RNA, 8537 nt
Organism: Homarus americanus (American lobster)
Lineage: Eukaryota; Metazoa; Arthropoda; Malacostraca; Decapoda; Nephropidae
Gene: kon
Product: chondroitin sulfate proteoglycan 4-like
Exons: 21
Coding region: 1-7293 (2430 amino acids)
Source: RefSeq, a predicted model, not a curated record